AGAAGCCCACGGGGCGCGGAUACCGAGGCCGCAAAGGCCCCAGAGCAAGUCGAGAAACCCCCAGAAGUCACGACCGAAAAGGACCCAGGGCAAGCAGUCGAGAAACCCCGAGAAGUCACGACCGAAAAGGACCCAGCAGGGCAAGGAGUCGAGAAUCCCCUAGAAGUCACGGCCGAAAAGGACCCAGCAGGGCAAGGAGUCCAGAAACAGGAGGAACAGGCAGGGCAAGGAGGAGUCGAGAAGGUUGCUCCCGAAAAGCAACUGGUGUCGUGGCUGCUGUCGUCUUUGUCAGGACACCAGGGUAAUGGCUCUGGCACGGGGGAGCCUUCUGUCAUCGAGCAGGCCUUGAGGAGGCCUGGUACGGUGGACUUCGAACAGCUGCUCGUGGGCCUCACUGAUAAGAUCAAUGGCACCAUGAAGAAGGAUGACAAAGCCACUGCUCCCAGUGCAGCUGCAGCACAAGAAGUCCCCCCGUCUGCUCCGAGUACACCUGCAGCCCCAAGCACACCGGCUAAGUCGACUGCCCCAGCCCCAAGCACGCCGGCUAAGUCGAUUGCCCCAGAGACAAGCAAAGACGAUGCCCCGACCAAUGCAAAGAUGAACCCCCCUGCCGAGAUCGAUCCCGCUGUCGUCGAGGACAGGAAGCUGAAGCGCAACGCGUACAUGAGGUUCAGCCGCUCAUUGACCAGUCCCAACUGCCCGGAAGCUGUUUUGGCAGCAUACGAUGAGUGCAAGGACAGCUCUGGCGACUUGGCUCGGACGACCCCGGAGGGACAAGGUCCAGGAAUUGUUCCAAAAAUUUAUGGACUGCCGGGAAAGCUGGGGCGAAUCCGAUAUCGUGAUUUCAGCGGAAGCACGAUCGACCCAAAAGAGCAGCACUGCUACGAGGUGGAUGACACGAAAGGACGAGAAGUGCUGAAGUGGACCCCACUGCCCGGAGCUCGAGCCAGCCUGGUGGUGGUGGUGGUGCAGGCGAUGAAUCUGGCCUCAGCCAAUUUGCUGGAAGUCCAGAGCUUCGAGCACAAACUCAGGAGCAACAACUUGGAUGGCAACCUCGUGCUGGCUUUGGUUCAGAGCAUGAACAGCCAGGCAGAGCUGUUGAGGACUGCAAGGUCCAACUUGGAGGCCCCCGGUGUUUUGGGAGAUGUUAGUUAG
Symbiodinium necroappetens is the source of this 1155-nucleotide messenger RNA. NCBI's taxonomy places the organism in Eukaryota, Dinophyceae, Suessiales, Symbiodiniaceae. The record is from the annotation of a GenBank genome assembly.